AUGAAUCACCUUCUCAAGCAUCCCAAAAAAUUUCUCUAUCCGUCGGUGGACCUCUACGCCGAAGAGAUAUUCUCCGGCUUUCACCAUCCUUCGCCGUCGUUGCCGGCCAGUCUCUAUCCUGCGUCGUCUUCACAUGUUGAAUGGCCACCACAUUGCUCGUUUUGUGCCAGUAGAUGGAGAGGGAAGUAUCUAAGCAGCAGCGAAAUUGAAGAUUUGAUGAAGAAGAAAGUGAGUCGGCUUGAUGGUGCACACCUCGAGUUCUUGAGAGGUGUUACUAAUCCUCUUGGAAUCAAGAACUUGGACGAAAAGAAGGAGAAAGAGGAACUUAGUAGAAGAGGCAGCAAAGAGAUGUGUGCUUUGCUGAGGUCACUUGAGACAGUGAGCUGA
Microthlaspi erraticum is the source of this 387-nucleotide messenger RNA. The record is from the annotation of a GenBank genome assembly. Lineage: Eukaryota; Viridiplantae; Streptophyta; Magnoliopsida; Brassicales; Brassicaceae.